This is a messenger RNA of Tachysurus vachellii, 1377 nucleotides long. It is a transcript of the gene abraa, whose product is annotated as actin binding Rho activating protein a. Gene Ontology annotation, cellular component: sarcomere. The record is from RefSeq and is a predicted model, not a curated record. The coding region runs from base 33 to 1028 and encodes 331 amino acids. NCBI's taxonomy places the organism in Eukaryota, Metazoa, Chordata, Actinopteri, Siluriformes, Bagridae. Gene Ontology annotation, molecular function: actin binding. The transcript is spliced from 2 exons. Gene Ontology annotation, biological process: positive regulation of transcription by RNA polymerase II; positive regulation of Rho protein signal transduction.
GGCACUUCAGUUCUGUACUUAUACUGAAUACUAUGUGCAGCAGUGGAUUAAUCAUAAGUUCGACUCAGGAGUGUCAAUCUUUUGGCAGAACAAUAAAAAAGGUCGAGGUAGACAGCACUAUGACCAAAAGCUGUGCCAAAGUGAACAUGGGAAGACAAGACACUAUACCUUCAGGCUGGCUGCCUGAAUCCCUUUCCAAAAAAAAAGAAGAGAAGGAAACAGAGAGAAACAAACCCCUGGACAUGCCUCAAGUUUUCAGUGAUCAGGUGACUGAGGACUGUAAUAUUAAAACAGAGAUGAUGAAAAAAAAAAUAACACCAAAACACAGCGAGGGAAACCAUGAACUGGUGAGAUCCAUCAAGGAUAAAAUCCAUGCUGUCUCAGGGGAGCCAGGAAACUUCAUGAGCAAUGAUUCUCUUAACAGGAUACACCACUGUAAUGAGAAGAUAACUGGACAGAAGAAAGAACAAAAAAAGGAGUCAUGUUGCAGUAGCCCAGAUUCAGAGAAUGGUGAACUUGGGGAAGAUGCAGCUCUAAGUGACAACAAUCAAAUUGACGUCAAAAAGAACACACUUAUUAACAGACCCAAGAUUAAAGUGACCACAAUGGGGGACCUGCUGAACAAAUGGAAGAAAUUUUCCGAGGAGCAUGUGGAGGGUCAGAAACUCAACCCUUUUAGUGAGGACUUUGAUUACGAUCAUGCCAUGGCUGUAAGACUCCAUAAGGGACAACUGGGCUAUGGGCACCCCAAAGAGGGCUCUAAAACAGCCCAGCGAGCUGAACGUGCCAAGAAACAUAUCCAUCAAGAAAUGAAUGAGAUGUGCUACAUAAUCCGCGAUAUGGGACAGAUGGACAAGGAAGGUCAUAUUUAUGUCACCUUUGGUCGACUCUUUGAUCACUAUGUCAAGAUCUCUGAUAAGGUGUUGGGGAUUUUGCUUCGAUGCCGCAAACACAAGAUGGUGGACUUUGAAGGUCAGAUAUUAUGGCAGGGGCAAGAUGAUGAUGUUAAAAUCAGGCUGCUGGUGUGAGGAAAUUUGGAAUGCUGAAAAUAUAUCAGUAUUUAUUUAUUUAUUUGUUUGUUUGUUUGUUGUAUAUGAACCAUUUAACUAUGUGGUGAAACCAAAAGGUAAAAUGCAGAGGUAUAAAUGACAGCCUUGUUUGUAGGACAGUUUUGUUUAUUUCUGUCAGUUUUUAAAAAAUAUACUUCAGUUGUUUUAAUUUAAAUAAUGCUAGUCUGUUCCCAUUAGCACUUGAUAAUAAAAUUAAUAAAAAUUAAUAAAACAUUUAAGAUUAAUAGACAGAUUAAAACAUUAAUAAAUGAAUAGGUAUAAAUACCAGCACUUUCAACAUCAUCUGUGAUUUCUGGCUUUACUACAG